AUGAACUUUCUCCCUGGGAUCUGGUGGUCUCUUCCCUUGGUCUUGAUCUGGGCGACCCCACCCGUCACCUCCUCAUGGUGGUACAUGGGCGCCGUGGGCUCGUCGCGGGUGAUGUGCGACAACGUGCCGGGCCUGGUGAGCCGGCAGCGGCAGCUGUGCCGGCGGCACCCCGAGGCGAUGCUGUCCAUCGGCCGCGGCGUGGCCGCCUGGACGGCCGAGUGCCAGCACCAGUUCCGCCGGCACCGCUGGGACUGCAACGCCCUGGAGCGGGGGCAGCGGCUGCUCGGCCGCGUUCUGCUGCGCAGUAGUCGAGAAUCUGCUUUUGUACAUGCCAUCUCCUCUGCUGGAGUUGUUUUUGCCAUCACCAGGGCAUGUAGCCAAGGGGAGCUGAAAUCCUGCUCCUGUGAUCCCAAGAAGAAAGGCUCUGCCAAGGACAGCAAGGGCCAUUUUGACUGGGGUGGCUGCAGUGAUAACAUUGACUAUGGAAUUAAAUUUGCCAGAGCCUUUGUGGAUGCCAAAGAACAGAAAGGAAAAGACGCCAGGGCACUGAUGAACCUUCACAACAACAGAGCUGGAAGGAAGGCCGUGAAGCGGUUUUUGAAACAGGAGUGCAAAUGUCACGGUGUGAGUGGAUCCUGCACUCUAAGGACCUGCUGGCUGGCCAUGGCAGACUUUAGGAAAACAGGAGAUUAUCUGUGGAAGAAAUACAAUGGAGCAAUUCAGGUGGUCAUGAAUCAAGAUGGAACAGGUUUCACUGUGGCUAAUAAGAAAUUUAAGAAGCCAACUAAGAAUGACCUGGUAUACUUUGAGAGCUCUCCAGACUACUGCAUCAGGGACAGGGAUGUAGGGUCCCUUGGGACAGCUGGUCGGGUGUGCAACCAAACCUCGCGUGGCAUGGACAGCUGUGAAGUGAUGUGCUGCGGGAGAGGCUACGACACCUCCCGCGUCAGCAGGAUGACAAAAUGCGAGUGCAAAUUCCACUGGUGCUGUGCUGUGCGCUGCCAGGACUGCCUGGAAGUGGUGGACAUUCACACCUGCAAGGCGCCAAAGAGCGCUGGCUGGAUUUCCCGGACAUGA
This is a messenger RNA of Lonchura striata (white-rumped munia), 1077 nucleotides long. It is a transcript of the gene WNT2, whose product is annotated as Wnt family member 2. The record is from RefSeq and is a predicted model, not a curated record. NCBI's taxonomy places the organism in Eukaryota, Metazoa, Chordata, Aves, Passeriformes, Estrildidae. Gene Ontology annotation, biological process: cell fate commitment; multicellular organism development; neuron differentiation. Gene Ontology annotation, molecular function: cytokine activity; frizzled binding. Gene Ontology annotation, cellular component: extracellular region.